GCCCAGCCCAGUCUGUCUUGGGAACCCAAGACGCGCCAAACCAGGUUAAUUAUACCAUAACUAUCGAAUCUACCACCGGAAUCCGUCCACGUCGUGUCCCCGCUGAUCCUCUUCGCGGCACGCACCCUGACGUGUCGAGAGGUUGAUUCGCGUCGUUGGCCAUUUGAGCGGAUCGGACUGCGGACACCCAUGCGGUAUACUAGCAUGCUGCUAUCGCCGCAUUUUCACGUCUUUCGCAAUCAUCAUGCCGGUUCUGUGAUGGGUGUCCCUGUCUGGUGUUGAUGCACCACCCACUACCAGCCUCUGCAGCUUGGACCAACAGAGUGCCAAUUUCUGAACGCGGUUUAGACUGUUCCAAAGGUGGUGUUUUUCUUGAUGCUCUGGUAUGUCUCGCUGCGCUACUGCACCGUCCAUAUAUUUGUAGAGGAAUCUAUCUGCAUUGCGUUCUUGUUACGCCGCUUUGUCGUGCAGCCUGUCAUCUCAUGUUGCUCACUAACCUUGUCAUCGAUGCUCGGAUACAUGGAAUUUCCUUGCCAGGCCUGCAUGUUUCGUUCGACAAGGCGACACGGCCCGCCCGCAAAUGGUGUCAAACGAAGCUCUGCAAGCUGUCACAAAAGUCUUUUUCGGUAGCGGUCGUAAGUGGCGCGCGCGAAGCUGGCAACGUGAGCUCCAACAGGGGACGGCUUACAUCAGCGCACGGCACCAGCCCACACCAGCCCACACCAGCCGCCGCUUCCAUCGUUUCCGGCGAUCAUCAUCCCCCACUACGGUGACCUUACCUUGCCACUAGUAAAACUAGGUAGGUACCUACCUAGGUAGUUAGUAGCUUCGCGCCCAAGAACCCAAGAGACGAGGCGCAGAAUGUCGACACGUCGCAGGCCAUUCAUUGCCAUUG
This is a messenger RNA of Colletotrichum navitas, 895 nucleotides long. RefSeq lists its product as uncharacterized. The record is from RefSeq and is a predicted model, not a curated record. The transcript has 2 exons. The coding region runs from base 282 to 773 and encodes 163 amino acids. NCBI's taxonomy places the organism in Eukaryota, Fungi, Ascomycota, Sordariomycetes, Glomerellales, Glomerellaceae.